AUGUUCCUGUGCAACGCGACAACUGUGGCUCCAUUGGAUAUAUCGUGGAAGAAUCCAUGUUGGGAGGCGGAAACACCGAUGAUAAAAUGUGCCGACAUGUCACGGUCGAUAGACUCGUCAAGUUCCCGAAUGCUUCCAUCUCCGAUUACCAAUUUUGUGACGCCGUCUUCUUCCUUCUCCAGUCAUCAGAUGCAUGAUAUCUAUUCUCUGGCAGCGACUUAUCUUCAAGCCCCGCCACCUGCAUAUACUCCAACUACAACAUUCCAUCCACAUAGUGCAGCACAACUUCUCUCACUUCAUAAUAUGACAGCAGCUGUUCAGACUCCAGAAGACCCAGAUAUUGACGUCGUUGGUCUCACGGACACUACCAAUUUGGUUUCAUUAAAUGACGAAGAAGAGGAAGAGAAGCUGGAUCAAACAACAACAUCCGAAGAAUCAGAUCGUAUUAGCAUAGCAACAACAGAAGAAAGUCCUCUUGAUCUGACAUUCAAACCAGCAUCACUGGAUUCUCCAACCUCUUCAUCAUUUGUUCCAUUCAGACCAUCUGUGAUUAUUGAUCAUCACAUUCCGAAGUCUCAUACAUCAGUUCGUCGUUCGAUGUCAUCUGUCUCUUCAUCCGCUUCGUCGACCCAAGAAGAAGUUGCUGCUCAUUUCAGAAGAUCUUUAUCUGGGAAAUGGCCGAAAAAGUGUAAAGUGAACUCGGAUGAAUCUCGAAACUCUCCCCUGCGACGUCGUCCAUCAUUCAAUACUCACACUUCUGUGUCCUCACUUUCCGUUCAUUCGGUUUCUCCAACUCCUCCGAACCCACCAGUUCCUCAAACAAUAAUUGUCAAUAAUCGUUGUUCUGAUACAUCCCUCUCCGUGGCUGAUCAUUUUCGACGUGCUCUCUUCGGAAAAGGAAUUUUCGAUUUCCAGCGAAAAUCGGAUAAGUGA
Caenorhabditis remanei is the source of this 933-nucleotide messenger RNA. RefSeq lists its product as uncharacterized. NCBI's taxonomy places the organism in Eukaryota, Metazoa, Nematoda, Chromadorea, Rhabditida, Rhabditidae. The transcript is spliced from 5 exons. The coding region runs from base 1 to 933 and encodes 310 amino acids. The record is from RefSeq and is a predicted model, not a curated record.